GACGGGGCCAGCGGGAGAAGGAGGAGGAGGAAAAGAGGAGGAAAAAGGGAAAGAGGAGGAGGAGGAGUGCACGGUAUGCGGGGGCGGUGAAGCGCGGGUCGUCCCUCCCGCUCCAGCCACCUCCCUCUGCCUUUCCCGCUCUGCCCCGCCCCGUCCGCGGGGCCGCGAGGGUCGUCCCGGGAGCGGGAAGGCCGAGGAGAAGGAGGAAGAGCCUGUCCGGUGCUGGCCUGGCCUCCAGCGGCUGGCGAGGCCCGUGUCCGAGUGGGACGGAGGCACUCGGGUCUGCCCGUGGCUCUUUCACAGAAUCCCAGGAUUUUUGAUGUUAGAAGGAACCUCUGGAGAUCAUCCAGUCCAACCUCAGCCCAGACAGGGUCAUUUGGAGCAGAUGACACAGGGACGUGUCCAGAUACCCUGUAGCAUGGCAGGUGAAGAAGAUUUCGUUUUGGAAGAAAAAAGAUUCAAGCAGCACUGUGAAGAAUUUGUUAAGCAUUCACAGCAGAUAGGAGAUGGCUGGGAGUGGAGAACUAGCAAGGACCUUGGUGAUGGUUAUCUUAGUAAAACACAUUUCCAGGUAAGAAAUAGACACAUCGCACAAGAUCUCAGGGAGAAAACCAAUGAUAACAUUGAAGAAACGUUACUUGCACAUGUUGAAGAGUCUUUGGAUGAUUCUCAAGUAGCUGGAGUUUGUACAACAGAAGAAGUGAUUCGCUAUGAGUAUCAUGUCUUGUACUCCAGCAGCUACCAAGUACCUGUGCUUUAUUUCAGGGCAUGCUUUUUAGAUGGAAGACCUUUAACUCUGGAGGAAAUAUGGGGAAGUGUUCAUGCAUGUUACCAGGAUCGUCUGCAGGAGGGGCCCUGGGACACCAUCACACAGCAGGAGCACCCCAUCCUUGGGCAGCCUUUUUUUGUUCUGCACCCCUGCAGAACUAAUGAAUUCAUCUCCACUGUGCUGACUGGCCCAUGGAAACACAACAGGCACAAAAAUUACAUUAUUCUGUGGCUCAGUACUGUAGGCCCAGUUGUGGGUCUCAGUGUGCCUCUGAGUUAUGCAAAAGUAGCACCUGAGCAGAAUUCAAGCACUGAUUCAGCUGAAAGCUCUUCGGCCAGUUCACUUCCAGGACUCACCUUCCAGUAUUUUGCUUACCUUCCUUAUUUUGCAAUGAGAAUUUGUGCUGAGAGAGAGGUGCUUGGACAUUGCUGACAUCCUCCGUGAAUGCCAGGAGGCCCCUGAUGUCCUGUGGUCUUCCUCAGAGCUCUGAACUGAAGGACAGGUGAUGGUGAGCUGCUGCAGGCUCCCCUCGGGGCG
Messenger RNA from Lepidothrix coronata (blue-crowned manakin), 1306 nucleotides. It is a transcript of the gene ATG10, whose product is annotated as autophagy related 10. Lineage: Eukaryota; Metazoa; Chordata; Aves; Passeriformes; Pipridae. Gene Ontology annotation, molecular function: Atg12 transferase activity. Gene Ontology annotation, biological process: protein modification by small protein conjugation; macroautophagy; protein lipidation. The record is from RefSeq and is a predicted model, not a curated record. The transcript is spliced from 9 exons. Bases 320 to 1201 code for a protein of 293 amino acids. Gene Ontology annotation, cellular component: intracellular anatomical structure.